GCAUGCGCAGUGGCGACUCCGGGAAGGAUCUCUCGCGAGGAAGGACGCCAUUAUCGCAGCCGCCCGAGGAUCCCAAACACCACGAGAAUUCGGCAAGGCAAACGGGAACUCUGGAGGGACAGUGUUGAAAAAUACUUGGCUCUAGAACUGGGACUGAGAGCUGGAAUGCAAUACUGCAGGAGCUGAAUUGUGGAAACUCUGGAGACCAAAGAGCAAAACCUGAUUCAGUUCAGCCGAAAGAAGCUUCCAAAUCUCAUUUUGCACUGACAAAGAGAUCCUACAAGAGCGCAUCACUUCCAGGUGUUACUUUUCCUAUAAUCAGAUCUGCAUGAAUUAACGGAUCUCCUUGGGUCAAACACUGCGGCCUGUUUCUGAAUGAUGACAGAACAGGAUUUAGCGGAUGUGGUUCAGAUUGCUGUGGAGGACUUGAACCCAGAUCAUCCAGUUGUGUUGGAAAACCACGAAGUGACAGAUGAAGAUGUAGACCCACCUUUAAAACGGCAGCGGAUAGAAAUUAAUUGCCAAGAUCCCUCCAUUAAGUCGUUUCUGUAUUCCAUCAAUCAAACAAUAUGCCUGCGAUUGGACAGCAUUGAAGCCAAACUCCUUGCCCUGGAUGCCACCUGCAAAUCUCUGGAAGAGAAACUGGAUCUUGUCAUGAACAAGCAGCAUAGUCCCAUUCAAGUCCCCAUGGUUGCGGGCUCCCCACUUGGCGCUACCCAAACAUGCAACAAAGUGAGAUGCGUCGUUCCCCAGACCACAGUAAUACUCAACAAUGAUCGUCAGAACUCCAUUGUGGCCAAGAUGGUAGGACAGGAAGAGCCAUUGAACAGAGCGGCAGAUUCAUUGGAAAAUAUCCUGAACACUGCUGUUCCUGGGCGGAGGCAGAACACAAUUGUGGUGAAAGUCCCAGGGCACGAAGACAGUCACAAUGAAGAUGGAGAGAGUGGUUCUGAAGCCAGUGACUCGGUUUCCAACAGUGGUCAGUUAGGAAGCCAGAAUAUCGGGAACAAUGUAACGCUCAUCACGCUGAAUGCUGAAGAGGACUAUCCCACUGGGACGUGGCUCGGAGAUGAGAACAACCCUGAGAUGCGGGUGCGUUGUCCCAUCACACCAGCAGACAUGCUCCACAUCAGCACCAACUGCCGGACCGCUGAGAAAAUGGCAUUGACAUUGCUGGAUUAUCUCUUCCAUCGGGAAAUCCAGGCCAUCUCCAACCUUUCAGGGCAGGGAAAGCACGGGAAGAAGCAGCUAGAUCCUCUCAUGAUAUACGGCAUCCGUUGUCAUCUUUUCUAUAAGUUUGGCAUCACUGAAUCUGACUGGUACCGGAUCAAACAGAGCAUAGACUCCAAAUGUCGGACGGCUUGGCGGCGAAAGCAACGAGGCCAAAGCCUUGCAGUGAAAAGCUUUUCAAGACGGACACCUUCUUCCUCCUCUUACAGCGGCUCCGAGAGUACUCAGAGUACGACAUCAGCCCCGAACGAAAUACAAGCCAGCCAGCCGCAAGCCCUUCACUACGCUUUGGCCAAUGCGCAGCAAGUCCAGAUCCACCAGAUAGGAGAAGAUGGCCAAGUCCAAGUAGGUCACCUUCACAUUGCGCAGGUGCCACAAGGCGAGCAAGUCCAGAUCACGCAAGACAGCGAGGGUAACUUGCAGAUCCACCAGGUUCACGUCGGACAAGAUGGACAGGUGCUUCAGGGUGCGCAGUUGAUUGCCGUCGCCUCUUCCGAUCCUGCAGCUGGUGGCGUUGAUGGAUCUCCACUCCAAGGGAGCGAUAUCCAAGUCCAGUACGUCCAGCUGGCGCCCGUGACGGACCACUCGGCCGCUAACCAAAAUGCAGAUUCUCUUCCAUCGGCGAUCCAGCCAGAAAUGCAAAUAGACCACGGAGCCAUUCAGAUCCAGUGAGACGAAGGCCGCAGGACGAGGAGGAGCAGCCAUGGAGGCUCCACUCCCCUUGGCCUUGGCAGCUAAAGAUUUCAUCCAACACUCAAGCGGAAAAGCAAGUAUGUAGCUCCUCAGCCCGGACGUGGACGUUCUCCUUUGACUUCUCCCGUACAUAUGUGCGUGGACCCACCUCCAUUGGUCUCAUGGUGUGGACCCAACACACAAACAGAAAGGAUGGCCUUCAUGUCCCAGGCAUCUCAUGCGCAACGCUGUUGGAGACGCCGCUUUGUUCAGUCCAGAGCAAAGGCCAUGGUUUAGCCACUCCUGAAGAAACUAACCCAGACCUUGCUGAAAGGCAAAAAAACCCCAAACCCUCACUAAUCUUAAUUAAUUAAAAACAUAACAAAUGAAUCAAAGUACCACCACUUCAUCUCUCAUUGGUGUCUGUACAUACCUUAUCAGACACCCACUUGUCUAGCGGCACACACUUUAUCACAAGAGUGAGAAUCGAGAAUGCAAGUAUAUUUUUAAUUUGCUGUGUUUAUAUCAAAAGAGAGAGAGAGAAUGAGAGAGAAAGAUGUAUUUAAGAAAUGAACUGGGGAGGGAUGGGGCAGACCAUUAUUACAAAAGUUAUCUCUUGUUUUGCUGCAGGUAUUUUUUGUUGUUGUUGUUGUUCUGUUCCAGUAUAAUUAUCCAAUAUUUGCAAAAAAAGAGGAAAAGGAGAGAAAAAAAUAUCCCCAUCGUAUACACACAACCAACCUUUGCCUUUUUGUUUUGUUGCUUAACUACUUUUCUAAAGAGAAAAAAAACCCUACUAUCUAACCUUGUAAUUAUGCAUUUCUAAAGAAAUAAAGGUGUAUUUAUGAAGACCA
This is a messenger RNA of Sceloporus undulatus (fence lizard), 2753 nucleotides long. RefSeq names its product BTG3 associated nuclear protein (gene BANP). Lineage: Eukaryota; Metazoa; Chordata; Lepidosauria; Squamata; Phrynosomatidae. The transcript has 14 exons. Gene Ontology annotation, molecular function: DNA binding. Gene Ontology annotation, biological process: negative regulation of protein catabolic process; protein localization to nucleus. The record is from RefSeq and is a predicted model, not a curated record. Bases 376 to 1902 code for a protein of 508 amino acids.